Messenger RNA from Fusarium redolens, 2003 nucleotides. Its product is annotated as glycosyl hydrolases family 43-domain-containing protein. The record is from RefSeq and is a predicted model, not a curated record. Gene Ontology annotation, molecular function: hydrolase activity, hydrolyzing O-glycosyl compounds. Bases 138 to 2003 code for a protein of 621 amino acids. Lineage: Eukaryota; Fungi; Ascomycota; Sordariomycetes; Hypocreales; Nectriaceae. Gene Ontology annotation, biological process: carbohydrate metabolic process. The transcript is spliced from 2 exons.
CUUGGUCUGUUAGUAAAGCAGACAGGUCGGUACAAUGCAUGCGGGGUCAGAGUAUAAGUUCUUGCGUCAGCCAAAGCAUGUUCACUUCUUCAGGUCUCUGAACUAUUUUUGAAUUUCAACUUUACAGAGCCACCAAAAUGCCUACGAUUCGCAAUCCUGUCCUGCCUGGAUUCAAUCCAGAUCCUUCGAUAAUCAGAGUUGGCACUGAUUAUUAUAUCGCCACGUCGACGUUCGAAUGGUUCCCUGGCGUCCAGAUUCAUCAUUCUACCGACCUUGCAAACUGGAAACUCAUCACUCGUCCUCUGGAUCGCAAAGGUCUUUUAGAUAUGAGAGGAGAUCCAGAUAGCGGUGGUAUCUGGGCUCCUUGUCUUUCAUACGACGGUCAAAAGUUUUGGCUUGUGUAUACUGAUGUGAAGAGAAAAGACGGCACAUUUUGGGACUUGAAGAACUAUAUCACUUCUUCCGAGUCCAUCUAUGGACCUUGGGCAGACCCCAUUCAUGCGAAUUCUUCAGGCAUCGAUCCUUCACUAUUUCACGAUGAUGACGGUAGAAAGUGGUUCGUCAAUCAGCGAAGAGACCAUCGUUUUCCAAACAGAGAACAUUUCUGUGGCAUUAUGCUACAGGAGUUUGACCCAAAAGCUGGGAAGCUUAUUGGGCCGCAGAAGAAGAUCUUUGAUGGGACUGAGAUUGGUAUCACAGAGGGGCCACAUAUCUACAAGCGGCACGGGUGGUACUACCUUCUUACAGCCGAAGGUGGAACUUCAUACGAUCACUCAUGCACUCUUGCUCGAUCUCGAAGCAUUUGGGGUCCUUACGAACUACACCCGGACAAGUACAUCCUUUCCUCACGUGACUCUCCAUCAACCGAACUCCAACGUGCUGGGCAUGGAGAUCUAGUCGCGACACCAGACGGAAGAACCUAUCUUGUUCAUCUUCUCAGCCGACCGAUAACAGAGAAUCGCCGCAGUGUCCUCGGACGAGAAACAGCUAUCCAAGAAGCAUUUUGGAAAGAUGAUGGCUGGCUAUACGUGAAAAAUGGACCGGUUCCUUCAACACUCGUCGAUGUACCAGGUACUCGAAAUGAGGACGACAAUUGGCGAGAGGUUCGAUACACUUUCGAAAAUGGGCUGCCUCUCGAUUUUCAAUGGCUUCGCACCCCAGAGCCAGACAGAAUCUUCUCCACUGACGCAAAACUGGUUCUUUACGGCCGUGAUGCUAUCGGCUCCUGGUUCGAACAAGCCCUUGUAGCUCGUCGCCAAACCCAUUUCUCAUAUGACGCCGAGGCAGUCAUCGACUUCCAGCCUGAGAACGAACGCGAGUUUGCAGGCCUCACUGCCUAUUACAGCCGCUUCAAUUUUUUCUAUCUUCACAUCACAGCUAAUGAAGAUGGCGAGAGACUCUUAUCUAUCAUGAGCUCGGAAGAAUCUUGGCCAACUGGGUCACUCGGAAUCCACCAUCUGGAUCCAGUCACGUUACCAGCCACGGGUAAAGUCAAGUUGGCGCUUACUAUAAGGGAGGCAGAGCUACAGUUCUACUACUCUGUUGACGAUAAGCCGCUCGAGAAGUACGGGCCUGUCUUGGACGCUUCUCAACUUUCAGACGAGUGCAGUUGUGGCCCUCGAGGUUCUGGAGGUUCUUUCACUGGUGCAUUUGUCGGUAUGGCUUGUUCGGACUUGAACGGGAAUGGCAAGUCGGCAGAAUUUGGCUAUUUUGUGUAUCUCUCAAACAUCAAUGGUUUGAUCCGCGGAGCUCUCGGCCUCCGCUUCGGAGCAAUUGACAGAAUAAUUGCAUCCUCAAUGUCGAAACUGCUUCCCGAAAGAGUAUCCAUUAUGGAUCAAGACCAUUGCGGCGCGUCUUACGCAGGUGUCAGCCUUAUCGGCAUUCCGCAGCACACCAAUUCCAUACGCGUAUCAAAGGAUAAGCCUCACUCGCCCCUCGCGAUUGGCGAACUGGCGAGUGGUGAAGGGGCGGGUAAGCCGGAAUCGGAAUAUUGGGCGAGCUAA